Molecule: messenger RNA, 8676 nt
Organism: Spirometra erinaceieuropaei
Lineage: Eukaryota; Metazoa; Platyhelminthes; Cestoda; Diphyllobothriidea; Diphyllobothriidae
Source: the annotation of a GenBank genome assembly
AUGAAUGCUCCCUGGGGCUCUAAAGACACUACUUCUGCCGGGCGAUGGAGGCUUCUAGCAAAUUACAUCAAGGGAAAUAGUUCGCAAUCAGCUGGAUUACCGUCGACCGAUGUUUACCGGCUUUUCGUUAUAAAAUGCGUUUCGUCAAAGGUAAAGAUAAGUUCACCGGGGACAAAGUUUCAGUAAACACCUAUCCUUUAUUUUAGAUCUGUCGUCAUUUUUGUGUUAAUCCCUUUUUUAUCAUAAACGACCUCUUCGAAAGAUAAGAGGGUUAGGCGAAAUGCACUGUAUGAACUUUUAGAAUACUCGUACUUCCGAAUGUCGCCCUAUUGAUGUAGGACGUUUAUUCGCAUCGUUGGUCUGAACAAAUAAAUAGUGUUUCCAGAGAGUCUGCGAAUCAUUAUCACUCGAGAAAGUUACAAAGAUGGCUCCAAAUCGUUUGCGGAGUUGUGCUUUCACUGGCCUCCACUGGCUGACGAACUCCACAUCAUUUGCAUUUAUUCUCCACUGUCUAAUGCAAAUGGUCCUACUGACUUGCUAGUGCUGGCCAGAUCUCCGACUUACCAAAUUUGGAUUCCUAACUAGCAGCAUCUAGGCCCAAACAGGCUCGGAUAUACCGUUUUUAGGCCAAUGAUGGCUAACGUGAGUCGAACCUAAAACCGCGUACUUUUUGGCAGGAAAACACCUCAUAAACUUGCCGUUGUACUUAGAUCGGGUUUGCGUGUUUGACCUAAUCUCCCUGAAAACCAGCUCCUCAUUUAGGGUGCCAAACAGAUAGCACGUCAGAAUGUGGCGCCGAAGUGCGUCAGUAGGUACCAUUUGCAUCUUUACAUGUUGGAAUACUGAUCAGGCACGUCCGCACAGGUAGUGUCCGUGUACCCUUAUGCCUAUUGGCUUUCUCCCCUCAUUCGCCGUUACCCUGAUAGCACUUAGUCGUCCAGGGCUAGCCCGUUUGGGUUGUGGGCUAGUGCAGAGCUAAUAACCUAACUGGCUGAGAGUGCUCGAUCUGUGCGAGGAGAGUAGCUUUUCUGCUACACCCCCGCCUUGAUGCUCACCCGAGUGCAUUUUCCACGUCACGCCUGGGGGGUCCCUUUGUGCGUACGCACGCACUUUGCCCGGAAUUUAGGCUCCUGUAUGGCGACUUAAAUCGCCUGGGACUAUAACGCCCUCAACUCGCCCUAGAAAGCGUGUCGCCCUACUGCCCCGUGUGGACAGUGUCCGUUAGGAUUGCCGAAAAAAUCCAGUCAAUCGCAUCACUAACGCGCGACCGGUCUAGUCCUGGGUGAGUUGAAUGCCAUCAGGCAAGUCGACUAACUGGGUGACAGUGGUCUGCGAAAGAAGGCUUCAUAUUUAAUAUAAUGAAAACUGUGCUUGAGACCGAGAUCUUUUAAAGUUCUGGGGAACCUCAAUCUUCCGACAUGUUCUGCUGAGUUUCUUUGCUAAUUUUGCCUAAUAGGCAAUUCUUAUAAUGACCUUUUCUGGUCAUGAGAAGUUUUUCAUGCUUCGGCGUUACUGAAGUACCGAACUUCAAUGGGCCUGUGGGAACUAUGCUCGCGCAAUUUUGAAUCGACCUAUCCACACUUGUACAAUUUUUCAUCCUUCACCCGAGAAAAGCCGUGUAGAUAAUUUACCGUAAACAUUUUGUGCGGAUUACUUGAUCAAGGGCCUUUUAUUACUCGCUCACAAAUCUUCCAUUAUGUAUUGUGUCCAUCAUGGCCACCACCGUACCUUAGGCCUUACUUUUCUAGUUAGGCAUUUGGUAGCCAUACAGCCUUGGGAAAAUUUAAGUCGUGAAUUACGGGAAGAUAAAAAACCGAAGUCUACUUCCUCCGUUUUUAUAAGGUUCUCCUUGGCUUGUUUUGGAUAAUAAGCGGAAUGCUAGAUGGUUGUCUAUUGGUUCUCUCCAUACCAUGUUAGUGUGAAACUUACCACAUAGAGGAUGAGCAAAUACCCGCCGUCUGACAGUCUCACUUGUUCGAUGCCCUUCUUUAGCUCAAUGAUGAUUGUAGACGGCAGUGCCUGGAAUUGCGUUUCGUCGAACUGUCCGAAAAUGGAACUUUUUCGCCCGCGCCUCCCCUUCUCAUUCUGCCGGCUCCUACAUUCACAGUUGGGGAGAACGGCGACCAAAACUGCCUUUCUGAACGCCUGCGCCGUUUGGUUGGUUUCGACAGCACAGGUCUUGUCUGCCUCUGGCCCUCCGAACUGCUCAUGGCGCACAUAUUUCUCAAUCCGGUAGCUGUGUAUGCCCGUCUAUGGGAUGCCAUUGCUACCGCCACUAGCCGGCGUACUUGGCAACGCGUUUGCGAACUCGGAGCCGGCAUGACAGCUGCUGCUGGCCUUGCUAUUGCCAGACGCCGAAGUAAUUUCCCCCAAUCAGACGACCCAUUCUCUGGCCUCGAACUUGUUGUCCUCACUGACGGCAAUGAGGACUGUGUUGCAACAAUUCAGCAAUCGGUUCAACUUCAAGGAUUUUCUAGAGGCCAGACAGAGCUGCCGACGCUGGAAGUCGGGAAACUUCGAUGGUCAUCCUCUGAGGCGAGGUAAUUCAAGUAAAUAUUUGCUGGUUAUUUUUCUGUGCUGGACGCAGCAUCGAAGAUUUUCUUAGUUUGCGCACGCAGUCCGCCGUCCAGAUCGUGAAAGUUAUGACCUCGACCUUACCCGAUUGAUUUCCAUCCUUUUAAUGUCUGGAAAUAUUUAUAAUACUGGGAGCGUGACGGCUUGAACCGCAGUCUGAACAUUACUACACAUUGCCAGACCUCCGUCUGGAGAAAUGGAACGGGUCUUUAUAGGGGUAAUAGCUUGAGAAACAAUACCCCUCGGCCCACUUUACUGCCUAGCUUACCUAGUUCUUGCUGUGAAAAACUGAAGGAAAAGUAUUCGAACUGGAGCAGUGUCCAGUCAUGCUGAAACCCCAAAAUGCCAUCAUCCCCAACGUCCGCUUUCACCAGAGCACUAUCUUGUGCUAGUUUGACUGCAUGGCUGGGGCUGUCCUUCCGUGAUGUAUUUUUUAGAGUCAAAAACCGUCCGUUGACUGAGUAAGCAUUUUAAUUUGAUAGUGCAAUCUAGAUCCGCACUUUUCACCCCCCCUCCCCCUAUAACCGUAGCAAACAGACUCAUAUGUGUAGGUUGCUUUGUGUGCAUGAGAGCCUUGUCCUCCAUGUCUGACCCUAAAUUAAAAACGCGCCCGGGGACGGUCGCUGAUCGGUUAGAAUUACAAGACAGAAGAGGACGAUUGCCGACGGUUCAGCUGGUGAGGCACUGAUAAACUUCGGUCGAAAAAACUGUUUAGGAACACUCGGAUAGACCCCGUCCGUGGACUAUCUGCGCUGCGUUUCUGCUUCCGGUCUCAGGUGGUAUGUAGGGCUGUGAUUGUCUGAAUGAAAGGAGAGAAGGCCCGAAAAAUUCCAAUAUCGAACUACACAUAUCGCUGACGUCAUCCCGCGCCCUGAUAUACAUGUACACAUAUAUGGUGGAGGGACGCGCACCGAUCACGUUACGGAGCCUUCUCGUGCCGUUGUGCCUUAGGGCUCACUCUCGAGCCUGUCAUGAAUAUCCGACCAGCAGCGGCACGAAGUAUGAGUAGAAUAACAUUACCGACAAAGACAAGGGAUGACCCAGAAAUGUUUUACAGUGUUACUAACCUAACACUACCACGAAACUCGUUUACGCUCGAAAAAGAGCUUGACGAUAAACUCCCUUUCAUUGACAUUCUCGUACAGCGAAAGACCGACAGGACAUUUCACAUAUCAGUUUGCUGCAAAGAAACUUAUGCGGAAGUUGUUCUUCAUUACAAGAGCACUGAUCAUAUUACUCACAAACGGAGUGCUAUUACCAGCCUACUUAAUCGAGCAAAAGACACUGCUCAGACAGCAAUAGUAGACAGAUAGAACGUAAUUUAUUUGUUCAAACUUCUUUCCCAAGAUGCGUAUUCUAGAGAUUUUGCAUCUCGAUGCAUUAUACAACAGGAAUCAAAAGACAUAUACUAAGGAGUAAAUUUUUCCGAUCAAGGUUAACUCUUCUGGGCAUUAAACAUGUGUCCGAGCUCGUUGAAAGACACCUGAGGAAACAUCAAUUACAAGUGGCGCACAAACUGAUGACCACAUAACGAAACCAACUGGUGCACCCUAAGGAUAGGGUUCGCUAUUUAGAUAAGAGGUCGCCUGCAAGAUUUCUUGUGACACCUGGAACGCAAUGCACUGUGAUUAAACUGGUAAGUCAGCCUCCGCACGCAUACACGAACAUCAACUUACCGUGAAGAGAUGAAACCACUUGUUCCAAGUUGCCACGCAUACCCCGGAGACUGGCCAUAAAUUCACUUGGGACAAAACUCGUAUUUUGUUCUCUGUCCAUCUGUCGUUGUUGCCUCCAAGCCACCGUGUUCCUCGACCUCCCCCUCGUCAGACGGUGGACCGGUCAACCGUUGCUACUCAGGCAUGGUGUUUUCAGUCUCGCUGGCUCGUCCGUGAGAUAGUGUGCCCUGUCGGCCACGUGACUUUCGCCCGGCGCGUUCCCUUUUCUCCGCGAGCGUUGGCAGUCGGCUCCGUGUGAUUUCUUUCACCCGUCUUUUUGGUCCUGUCUGGGCUGACUACAUACCAUGCCAAAUUGUGAUGCGAGAUAUGUUGGUGAAACGGGCAAAUGCCUCGACACGAGAUUGCACGAGAACCAGCUCGCAAUCAACUGCAAGGAUAAGCUGUCGCUGGUCUAUGGCCACACAACAGCAGAACCACAGUUUCGCCUUUGAGAAAGCGAGGGUUAUCGGCCGAGUCAAUGAUAAGACGGCCAGACUGAUGCUGGAAAGUUUUUCCUCGACUGGCUCACUUAAUCCAGCUAUAGACUCACAUUCUGCCUACCAGAUGCUCUGCACAAGGGUCGAGUCAGUACAGGCAGAGCUAAUAGGGCGGGUGAAGAAAGUCACGCGGGGCCGACAUCCGGCGCUCGCGGAGAAGCGCCGACCGGAGGUCACGUGACCGGCGUGGCACAAUGUCUCACCAGCGUACCCGCGAGGCCGAAAGCACCACGCCUGGGCAACAAUGAUUGACCAUUCCGCCGUCUGACGAUAGGGAAGCCGUGAAGGGGACGCAAGUCCGCCAGUGGUCGAAAUCUGACAGGCUAGAACCAACCAACAGGCCGGCCAACGUACGUGCGUCGAGCAUGGUUAUAAUACGAGACAGGCGACGAGGCUGAGCAAAUCAAGACCAGCAGGGAAAGCCGGCGAAUGACUUUGAUGAUAGAAACGAGGGAGUUUCCGAAACGUCAGUACGAGUACAACCUAGUCCAUCAAAUCGCCCUUUCUUCUUCGGCCACCAGGCCAGAAUUGGCCAUUUCAGUCUCCCUAGUCUUUGUCGGUAACGCCACUUUGCCAAAAUAUUAGCGGCCGAGCCUCUGCUGGCAGAACUCGAGAUUGAGCCCUAAGGAGCGUGUCCUGUAACGCGACCGGUGAGCAUUCCAUCUGAACGUAACCGACAGGACAGCGAGCCCGUGGCUUAAUGGUUAGGGCGUUGGACGCCUAACCAGUAGGUCACGGGUUCGAGUCUUGGGAAUCGCACACCUCGAUAUUAGGUACGACUGGCUGAUGAUGACUGUCAGGCCAGGAUCGGCCGUUCCGGUCUCCCUAGUCGUUGUCGGUAAUGUUAUUCUGCCUGCGAUGCCGUGUAUUGUGUCCAAACGGGAAAAUCUGCCUCUACAAACAUCCACAAACAUCAGCUGGUAAUUAUGUGGCGAUGUCAUCUGUCUCAAAUGGUCAUGCAUACCCUUGAUACCGGACACAAAUUCGCUAUGGACAAAGCUCGCAUCGUCGGAGUUUGCCCCUCAAGAUUUGUAGCCAUGCACUCCGACAAGUCAUGUAUUAAUCGUUACAUUGAGUUGGGUGCCGUGUGCAAAAAUCUCGGGAAAAAUGGGAGAGACGAGAACCGAUCAGUACAGAAUAACACGGCGGCCACUCACUGACGCAAACACCCAAUAAGUGUCAAUUUUUAAGCACGUUUGAAAUGUUAAUUGUUUUUGCUCAUUUGCUCAAGUCUGACGACGACCUGGGGAACAAGCGUGGAUAAUUGACUUAAUAAAGUUUUAUACUUUCCCAAAGGGACAUAUCUGCCUUCAAUGUGUACAUAUAUAUGUACAUAUAUAUGUAGAUCAGAAACGGUGUGCAUAUAUAUGUAUAUAUGGUAGACGGGUGUUCACCAAUCGUUUUUUGCGGAACUCGCUCGUUCCGUUGUGCCUUACGGGCUCUCUCUCGAGCUCAAUCAACAGCCGCACAGCAGCGCAUGAUAUAGGCAAAAUUUUACUAUCGGCAAAGACAAGGGAGACUGGAAUGGCCAGUUCUGGCUUAUUAGUCGUCGUCAGCCAGUCAUACCCAACUCCGAAGUGUGGAACACCUGGGGCUCGACCCCGCGACCUGUCAGUUAGAAGUCCAGCGCCUCUAACCACUGAGCCACGGGCUCGAUGUCCUGUUGGUUGCGAUUGGUAAUGUACAUUCUGCCUAUAUCAUGCGCCGCUGUGCUGCUACUGAUUUGCUUCGAGAGAGCCCGUGAGGCACAACGGAACGAGUGAGUUCCGUAAAAACGAUCGGUGAGUACCCCUCUACCAUUGCACAUUCCCGAUCACAACCGACAGGACAUCGAGCCCGUGGCUCAGUGGUUAGAGGCGUUUGACUUCUAACUAACAAGUCACGGGUUCGAGCCACAGGUGUUCCACACUUUGGGACUAGGUAUGACUGGCUGACGGCGGUUAAUUAUCCAGAAGUAGCCAUUCCAGUCUCCCUAGUCUUUGUCAAUAAUAACAUUCUGCCGAUAUGUAUCUAUAAAGAGUGAGAGAGGGGAAGCGAUUCCUGGAUACAACAUUGCAUUUUUCUGACGUUUCAAAUCCUCAGCCGCACCCUCGACUUGUCAUCGCAGCUUUUUGUAGGUCGGCUGUUGACAGGCGUGUCUGUUAACUGUUUUAUUGUUUGAAUACCGAUUUUCCUACAGUUGCUGUAAACUGCAGUCUCGCGAUCGACCCUAGACCGCUACACAGUCGAAGUCGAAGUUGUGGGAAACGACAGCCACACUAAACGGCUUCAUACAUCACAAGAGGAUUUGUCUUAAGGGGUCAUUCUCAGACAUUCAUCGGGAUUGAAAAAAUGACAGCAAAUCACGACUCACUUAACAGUCUUGUUCGAAAACACGCAUUCCGGGUGGAUCUGAGAUAGGAGUGGACAGUUUCUCCGACAGAACAGCAACAACAAAAAAUGUACAUUGCAAACGGAUGUGCAUCCACCAUCAACUUUAUCUAGAAAUCCACGAAGCUGUUGCGCGUUCAGUUGCCCCAACCACGUACCCACUCCUAUUGCUGGCUUAUAACAGUGGCUCCAACCUCUUGAUCCUGUUUAAUCCUGUUCGAAAAAUCCGUCACUACGCUCGGCAACAAUUUAACGCUCUUGAGGUUGAACCAGCAGGGCGUUGUCUAGGCAAGGUACAGAAUAUCCUCCCAUCGACAGCUUCUUUCAAGCCCAUAUCAUUCGUCUGGUCUCCGUCCUUGUACUGGAGUCCAUCAGAAACCACGCAAUCCCUUCUCAUCACGAUCAGCUUCGCCGGUAACUAAUUUUCACUGCCGGGGCAAACAAUUAGCAAAUCACCGGGUGUGUCCGGAUGCUCGUUUUCGCCGACUUCUCAGGGAGUUAAGACUGUUUACUAGGGGUCUUUACACCAGUGGUCUGCUAUCUCCACCCUGCAAGGAUGCUUAACCCACGCACACGCUAGCCAACACCCCCACCCAGCUGGGGGCGCCUGUGGUUUGUGUACGUGUGCUGACUGUGCGUCUUGGCACACCCGUUAAUUUCUCACUGUUUCACGGUGCUUAAACAGUUGUACGCGGGGACGGCCUUUAUUGUGGGUGAGGCGCCGGAAGUUCCGCGCGUAGUAAUUUCAAGGUGCUAGAUACCGCCCCCCCCCGCCCUGGUCUGAACAAAUAUCCUUUCAAUCACAGACUAACCAAGUGUAGACAAGUCGUGACGCUUUUGGAGAGGUGGGUGGUGGUGAAAGGUGUGAGUUUACGCCAUCCGCGUCCUACCGUCAGCCUGCUUUGGAGCACACAGUGGACGUCGUCGGCAACGACGGUCGAACUCUCAUGAAGCACGCGCCCUAGACAUCCAUUUCCGAUGUGCAGCAGCGGCGGUCAGAUAAACCCCAGUGGCAGUAGUGGCAGUUCUGUUCCGCAUGGAGUGGGUGCGUUGGGUCAGAAUUGAUCACCAUAAGCCUGUGGUUGAGUGCGUCGUAGAAAAUUAGUUGCAGUUUUGGAGGGUUUUUAACGAAGUUUUCAGGGUUGGAUUUUGGAUGCCUACCAACCCUGAUAGUCGCCCAGGGCUAGACAUUUGCUAGCCCGUUUGACUAGUGCAGAGCUAGUAGCCUGACUAGCUGAGAGUGCUCGAUCUGUGCGAGGAGAGUAGCUUUUCUGCUACACCCCCGCCUUGAUGCUCACCCGAGUGCAUUUUCCACGUCACGCGUGGGGAGUCCCUUUGCGCGUACGCACGCGCUUUGUCCGGAAUUUAGGCCCCUGUCUGGCGACUUGAAUCACCUCGGCUACAACACCCUCAGCUCGCCCGAGAAGGCGCGUCAACCUACUGUCCCCAUGUGGACAGUGUCCGCUAGGAUUGCUGAAAAAAAUCCAGCCAAUCGCAACACUAGCUCGCUACCGGGCUAG